UGUAUAGUAAUGUUGCUGUCCUUUUUAUCCGAUCACAAACAAAAAAAAAAACCUAAGACACAAAGGAAGUGAAUGGCAAUGGAGUAUCAAUGCUGCGAAACAGGGUUCGUUAUUGGAAUCAUUAUAGUUGCUAGUCUCGUGUUGUUUGCUGGGUUGAUGUCUGGACUAACAAUGGGGCUCAUGUCUUUAAGCCUAGUUGAUCUUGAAGUUCUUGCUAAGUCUGGAACACCUAGCGAUAGUAAACAUGCCACAAAGAUACUUUCAGUCGUUAGAAGACAGCAUUUGCUUCUGUGCACUCUAUUAAUCUGCAAUGCGGCAGCUAUGGAGGCCCUUCCAAUCUUUCUGGACAGCUUGGUAUCAGCUUGGGGUGCUAUUCUUAUUUCAGUCACCCUGAUACUUAUGUUUGGUGAGAUUAUUCCCCAAGCAGUUUGUACCCGAUAUGGUUUGGCCAUUGGUGCAAAAGUUGCUCCGUUUGUUCAAAUUCUUGUUUGGAUUUGUUUUCCAGUUGCAUAUCCAAUAAGCAAGCUAUUAGACCUUCUCCUGGGGGAAGGGCAUGAGGCUCUUUUCCGCCGUGCUGAGUUGAAAACGCUUGUUGAUUUGCAUGGUAAUGAGGCUGGCAAAGGUGGAGAAUUGACACGUGAUGAGACAACAAUCAUAGCAGGAGCUCUUGAACUAAGUGAGAAAACAGCAAUGGACGCAAUGACUCCUAUAUCAGAAACGUUUGCAGUCAAUAUCAAUGCUAAAUUGGACAGGGAUGUGAUGAAGUUGAUUAUGGAGAAAGGGCAUGGCAGGGUACCUGUUUACCAUGAGCGUCUAGAGAACAUAAUUGGACUUAUUUUGGUGAAGAACUUAUUAACCAUCCAUCCAGCUGAUGAGGUGCCUGUAAAAAACAUCACCAUUCGCAGGAUUCCAAGGUAGUUUACUUAUCCUGAGCUACAUACACAAAUACAAUGGGUAAAGAUAUGCAUAAUAAGA
Molecule: messenger RNA, 975 nt
Organism: Durio zibethinus
Lineage: Eukaryota; Viridiplantae; Streptophyta; Magnoliopsida; Malvales; Malvaceae
Source: RefSeq, a predicted model, not a curated record